CGAAGCAAAGCGCGGAAAUAAAUAUACUACAGAGGGCUUCUGCAGUCGAUGUAUUCUUAUCUGCCAUGUUGAGAAGAGUAUUUUCAAUCAUGAAGAAUAUAUCUGGGUCACUGAUGACGCAAAUGAACCGCCGCGCUUAGUAACCAGCAAUCGACUCCUUCCGCGCAAGAAAAGAGAAUACCUUACACCCUGUAAGAAACACUGGAAUCGCCGAAGGACAAUUUCUUCCUACUGUACAGCGGGAUUGUGACCAGCACUCCAGCCGUCAAAGGCCGUUUCAUCAGUCUGUCUCACUCGGACUCAUGUAGUGAACACGGCAUUUUACAGACGAAGAAAAAGUCAUCGCGACCCUUGAGGAUCGCCCAUACAGUCGAGUUACCUCCCAUGUUUGAUGCCUGCUGUAUGCUGUCAGAAUCUACUGUUUCUGUCUAACUAACUUCGUCUCCUGAGUUGACAGCAGACUCGACUGAGGUACCAGUGCCAAGUCCAUCACUUUUUUCUCCUUCCCGGUUCCACGUACGGCAUAAUAUUGGCUCAAUCAACCAAAUCUCCUACUUCCAGCAUGGGGCGCAAAAAAAUCCAGAUCUCGCGAAUAGGCGAUGAACGCAAUCGUCAGGUUACAUUCACCAAACGAAAGUUUGGAUUGAUGAAGAAAGCUUACGAGCUAAGCGUGUUAUGCGACUGCGAGAUUGCUCUCAUCAUCUUCAAUGGCUCUAACAAGCUGUUCCAGUAUGCCAGCACCGACAUGGACAAGGUCCUUCUGAAAUACACCGAGUAUAAUGAACCCCACGAGAGCCGCACAAACAAGGACAUCAUUGAGGCUCUCAACAAGAAGGAACACAAGGGUUGCGAGAGCCCGGAGCCCAUUGAGCAGGACCCCUACGCCCAGGGCCUGCGUGGAGACGACAAAUACGACCGCAUCAACGACGACUACCAACGUGUCAUGCAGCAGAACGUCAUGAGGAAGUUUAUGAAUUAUCCACAGUUCUUUGACCAGAGCGGGGGCAUCCAGCAGUACCACAACACUAUGCCGGUGCCGAUACACAAUAGUGGCUAUCCCAGUCAACCGGGUUUGAUUCCGCCCCCACAGAACCAUGUCCUGAGUGGCUCCCCCGGACUGCUACAGCCACCACAGGUGGCGCCCCCUAGCCACAGUCCCAGGCCAAACUCCACCGGUGGGAUGGUUGAUCUGAGUCAUUCCCCCACCCCCAAUGGCUACCCCCAUCGAGUGUCCCCCUGCAGUUCGCCUGGGGUGAUGGUCCACCACGCCAAACAGAUGGCCAAACAGUCGCCCACCCCACCCCAAAUGAGGCCCAACCCAAAUCUUCGUGUGAUGAUCCCACCUCAUAGCCGUGGCGAUCUCAUGUCCCCUGAUCUCCAAGGCCGAGUAGGCAACUCCUUAGUAACGCCAGUUGUUUCCUUGGCAACCCCGAACAUGCCGGGUAGCGGGUACCCCUCCUCACUUCCCUCGUCGUUUCAUCCAAAUGACUUCCCGCUGACCACUGCUGAUGUGAGUAACGGUUACAACUCCUGGUGUGGGCAGGGCUCCCUGACUACCGGCUCGCCACACCACUCCACCGGCCUGUCCCUGACGUCAGGGACAGUACCACACACUGCCAACUCGGGCCACCAUUUAUCUCCCUUGGCAAUCAACACAAUGACACAACCUAUGAAUAUCAAAAGCGAACCUAUCUCGCCUCCACGGGACUCCACGACCCCCUCUAGUCACCACCAACAACAGCAACAGCUACGUCCUCCAUCUGCGGGCACCGGGCACCUGUCGCCCGGCCACAUCUCUCAUAGCAACAGUUCGUCUCCGGUGAAUGUACACACCAACGACUACGACGGCCCGAUGGUGAAACGCUCCCGUAUAGAGGGCUGGGCGACCUAGGGGAUGCUGGAGGACAUCCGAGUCUCCAUCUUGCUGUCUGUCUCUAUCUCAAUCUGCAGACACAGAGACUAACGUCGCCUGAUUGGUCAGCAGGACUUGGUCAGCAGCUUGCUCAUUGGCACGCUAGCUACGGCCAUCAGCUGGUCUGACUGCAUCCGGAGUGGUGGACUUGUAUAUUGUACAGGAAGCUGUGACAAGCAGGACAGUUAUGUACUAAUACGUACUUAAAAUCCCAUAUUUUCGUACGUAUGUUUCUACUCCCGUGUUUCUGCGUAAGAUUUUGCGCAUGGUGGAAGGCCGCGAGCCUUUGGUGCCUUUCAGGUGGACAAACUGGAUAGACGCUUUCAUUUGUGUAAAUAUUGCUCCUGCACCUUGUGUCACUCACCACUGAUGAUCACUACAUAUGUUUAUUAUCAUUAUUAUCCAACUGUGCAGAAGAUGUUGUAUCAGUUACUUAUGUGGCUGUUUUGAAUACACUGACAAAUGAGGUGGAGUGUUUUGUUGACAUAUAAAUGCAUAUAUUCCCCCGUCUGGUGCCUAGUAACAACGUUGUGACCUUGUAACACGACAUAGUAGCUCUGGACGAGUCCGAACAGCGACGGACGGACGGACGGACAGAUGCUAUUUCAGCUAGAGUAGUGCUCACUGUCAAAUAAUUCAACGAAAUUAAAAGUGGUAGUAGAUUAGCUAACUAGGAUGGAUGAAGCCCCUCGCGUGGGAUUAGUCAGCGACAAUGAGGAUUGAUAUCACUGUUGUGCACAAAUUAGACAUGAACACACGUACGUGUCCAUUCCCUCAGUGGGUAAUUGUUGAUGUGUAUUCACCAUGCAAAGGGCAAAGCUGAGUGACAGUCACUCUUUGUAUACCUUGCACCAUCACACAGCUUUUUCUUCUCUUUGAAACACAUUGUUAUCUUGACCUUUGACCUGAUCAUGAAUCAUUCGUAUGAUAUUCAAAGCCAACUUUUCAAAUGUCAAAAAUAAUGCGUCUGAAACUUAUUUAAUGUAAUAGACACUGUUAUUGAUGAAGUAAUGAUCGUAAUUGGACUUUUUAGGGAAUCUAGUUUAUCUGUAUGGAACAAAUUCCAGAGAUUUAUUAUAUAUCUACACCCGUGAGAGGAUGCUUCCUUCUCAUAGCAAUGUGCAAUAUGUUCAAUGCCAGUACUGACAACACUACUUACUGAUUGCCACCUCCCAAUGGUCGUUAAAAGUGCUUUUAAUUUAUUUACAUGUUAAAAAUUGUUGAAGUUUGUGAUGAACUAGAAGCCUGAUAGGAAAGUGCAAAGUGACAGGAAAACUUCUCUCGUCAAAGCCGACGGACACUUUCGCUCCUCUGUACCGAUAUCUCCACUCCUAGUUCCUAUAGGUUUAAGGAACACCAGACUGCAUGGUUCUAAGAAAUGGCUCAGGUUCAGCAUAUCCGAGAAAUGAAAUAAGUCAAAGAUUGUAAUAUUCUGACGAUUCUGAAAUUUGACAUGGAAUACAGACGGUGUAUAUGUUCGAAAACAUGAUCGUGCUUGACGUUUGUAGUCUGGCUAUGUGUAGUUCAGGUGCAUUUAUAAAGGCUAAUAGAUCAUUAUUUUUGUAUUUGUUUCAUAACACCUAUAGAGUAUAUUUUCAAACUUUUAUCACAGAAGUCGAUUAUGCUCAUAUGAUCUUUUAGACCUGCAGAGUAGAGGUUGUAAAUAUUGGAGAGUCUUUAAAUGACACUUUUCUAAUCUACGCAAAUUGUACGUUUACAACAAUUUAUACUUUGAAACCAGAUACUCUUUCUGAUAUGUUUAUUUUAAUUCUUUUUCUUGAAACAUUACGACCUAGUCCUUGUCUGUUACUCUGUAUAUGAAAAGAUUAAGUUUUCAUAUUUUUUCAUACUUUACUAUUCCUUGUAUAUUUUAGCAUUUAUAAACAGUUUCAUAUCAGGGAUGAAAUUUUCUGUUAAAAGUUGAAAUUUUUAGAUGAUACUCAUCUAUGAAUGUUGUACAAACUAUUACUAUUUAAUUUCCUCGAGACGGUUGAUUGUUCCCUCUCACCUCUGUUAAUCAACUGACAUUAGGCGUAAGUUGAGUGCUUUUACUAAGAUCAACUGUGAUAUUCAAAUGAUGGCUAUUUCUUGAGUGAGUGUUCUAUAUGUUGCCUUAGCGAUAAUAUGUUACUAUGGUUACUAGGCAUGUUACAGAAUGUGUAUAUCAGGUAGCACUGGCUUGGCAGCUCCCCAAUUGCAAACUGACCCUGGACUUGACAAGUGUUUACACUCAAACUAUGAAAUAUGAUUCCUACAGAAAGUGCUGUUGAUUUUUUUCGAACACGGAAUCAAAUAUUCUUUCCGUACUGUCCUAUCGGUUUGUGUCUUCACAAGAUGUCACUUUGCAAUUGAAAAGCUGAGAAAUGUGUAUAGUUACUCAGGCAAUAUAAUGUGUUACUUCGUGUUUUACUUGGAAGCGUCAGCGGUAUUGUUGAGGUCAUGGCACCACGGCGUGUUGGCUGGCUGACUGGAGGGCGUGGCUUCUGUCUGUGUUAACAAAAGCAUUGAGGGAGAGUUGUUCCUAUUGAAAGACUUCACAUAAUGAAAAAGUGCUUUUAACUAUUAAUAUGUUUGUAUACCAUUAUGAAUGGUUCAAUUGUUGCAAAACUUGCAAGAAUUUUGUAUGUAUAAAUAUUUUUGUGCUGUAGUAUACUCGUUGCCAAGUAAGUUAUUGUAAAAUGAUAGUGUAUGUGUUUUGUACUGUGUACUUGGAUCACAGAGGAGAAAUUCAAUAUGGCAGCACUCAGGCGAGGAAAUGAAAACUACAUGUUUCUACACAAAGAUGGCAUGAUAACACUGGUGGCACGUCAUAUAAGGCGUUAGACGCUGGUGGCACGUCAUGUGAGGCGUUGGACACUGGUGGCAAAUGAAGCAAUGCUAGGCUUGUUUCAAAUGUCAUGAGGCAAUGCUAGGCUUGUAUCACAUGAGGCAAUGCUAGGCUUGUGUCACAUGAGGCAUUGCUAGGCCUGUGUCACAUGAGGCAAUGCCAUGCUUGUGUCUUAUGAGGCAUUGCUAGAUUUGUGUCACAUGAGGCAAUGCUAGAUUUGUGUCACAUGAGGCAUUGCUAGACUUGUGUCACAUGAACCAAUGCGAGGCUUGUGUCACAUGAGGCAAUGCUAGACUUGUGUCAGAUAAAGCAAUUCUAUGCUUGUGCAACAUGAGGCAUUGCUAGACUUGUGUAAUGUGAAGCAAUGCAAGGCUUGUGUCACAUGAGGCAUUGCUAGACUUGUGUCACAUGAAGCAAUGCGAGGCUUGUGUCACAUGAAGCAAUACGAGGCUUGUGUCAAAUGAAGCAAUGCUACGCUUGUGUCACAUGAAACAUUGCUAGACUUGUGUCACAUGAAGCAUUGCCAGACAUGAGGCAUUGCUAGACUUGUGUAACAUGAAGCAAUGCUAUGCUUGUGCAACAUGAGGCAUUGCUAGACUUGUGUCACAUGAAGCAUUGCCAGACAUGAGGCAUUGCUAGACUUGUGUAAUGUGAAGCAAUGCGAGGCUGGUGUCACACUAGGCAUUGCUAGACUUGUGUCACAUGAAGCAAUGCUAGACUUGUGUCACAUGAAGCAAUGCUGGGCGUGUGUCACAUGCCAUCAGGCAUUGCUAGGCUUGUCACAUGAGGUGUUUGCAAGACUGGUGUCCCGUUACGCGUGAGGUGUUGCUGGAACGUCCACAGGGAGCCAUUACGAUACCAGCUGCAGAUGAAUGCUGGGUACAGUGGGUGUCCUUGUCUCCUCCACAACCAUGUGUAGUCCGUUGCCUCACAAGUCUGUGAAGUGGAACAGUAUGUGACAGGUAGACACACAUGAUGUUAACAGAAUUUCCGAGUGAUUUUCACAAACAUGAAUUCUUCAGACACUUAUUGAGAUGUGAUUUUGAUUAAAAUCAACACAGAAUUUAUCAUGAGGUGUUGGAUGUUUGUCUUAGGGAAUGACAAUCCUCCAGGAUUGGGGCAUUUUAUUGCAGACUCUGGAGGAGACGCUCCAACACUCACCCACAUGUACCGAGCAUCUCUCUGAUUCCUAUUUAUUUCUGCAGCAGCCAUGUCGGUGUGAAGUCAGAAGCUGUUUCAAACACGCACCGAGAACCAACUCCAAUGUCACUCCGUGUCUUGUCAUUUGAUGGCAGAUGGUCUUCCGUGGCAUAUUUCGAUCAGGGCGCUGUUCUACAAAGCAAUCGUAGCGCUUAUGACAGUCUUGAGCCUAUGUUAAAGCAUGAGAACUAUGAUCAUCAGCGAUACGAUCACUUUAUGGAAACGGCCCCAGUCCUAUAAGAUGAAACUGUUACAGGUGCAAAAUUAAUUAAUUUGUAAACUUGAAAUGUCUGCUUCUACUUGUGUCAAAUACCAGUUGUUGUCCCCACACCGACAUCGCCCUGCAGCCGAAGCUACCCCAAUGACUUCCGUCUCACUCUGCUGUAUAUUCUCAUUGUCCACUCAGUGUCUCCUGUAUUUGCUGAGUCAGCGGUUGUCAGCCUGUUGCCUGCUGGGCAGCACCACCAGAGUGGAUAGAAGUGAUGUGUGCAAUGACCAGCUUUAACUAUAUGAAGGAGAAGUGCACUUGAGAUAUUGCCAGACAUUAGCUACUCAUACAUUGUUUGUACACAUCUUGUAAUUGGGAUGUUACCAUGGAAACUGGUUGUCAGUCACAUGACUGGCUUCUGAUUGGUUGAUGUAGGAGCCAAUCAGUGCUCUGUAGCGGACAAUGCUUGUUCUAUCUUGUAAUGCUUCGAAGGUUUCAGAAUAAUAAAUCAGUUUUGAUUUAGAUUUGUUUUCACAUUUUCAAAGGAUUGAAUGCAUUUCAUGCAUCUAUAUGAAAACUUAUGUAUCUUUGUAUGCUUGAAGACAAAGUGAAAGAAAUAGUACAACAGUGCUAUCUGAUUCAUCAGGUAGACAGGCAGUGUCUGUUACAGGUGAGAUACUGGGGGGGGCUUCUUUAAGGUGAAGUGUCUGCAUACAGGUGAGAUAUGGGAGCGGGGUGGGGAGGGGGGCUACUUAGGGGUCUUGGGGGACAGGAUAGCUACUUCAAUAUGCUAGCGGAAUGGGUAGUUACCUCAAUAUUCUAGAAGCACAGGGUGCAACCUUGAUAAGCUUGAGGGGAGUGGUGGCGAACUCAAUCUGCCAAACAAGACAGACAUGGCUACUUCAAUUUGAAAUUUACGGGGUGAAUACUCCUCAAUGUCCAAGUGCCUAGGUAGGUACUUUCAGGUAGAUGCAAGGUAGGCCUGUUGAUGGUACAAGAUACUGGGAGGGUGGCUACUCCUGGGUAGAUGAUAAAGAAGGGACGGUACCUUUACUGACAAGUUUAGAAGAGGUCGGUGGUAAAGACGUCAUUUGGGAAGGUUGCAGCCCCAGUUUCAGAGGUAUAUGGUGCAGGUAGAAGCUGAUUGGAAGCAGGGAUAUGGGGAGGGCAGUUACUUGGUGGCUCCCAGCUACAGGUAUUCGUGCUGUACUGCUGUGUAACACACAUGUAGCACACACACGUAACACACACGUAAUCAUGGCAACAGGCUUGUGUAUGUCACGAUGUUCACUUGUGUCUGCUCGUUGGAGGUAUCAGUCAUCUUAGACAGGAUGGUACUAAACAAUUAAACUUGUUGAAGUGCA
This is a messenger RNA of Haliotis rufescens (red abalone), 7511 nucleotides long. RefSeq names its product myocyte-specific enhancer factor 2A-like. NCBI's taxonomy places the organism in Eukaryota, Metazoa, Mollusca, Gastropoda, Lepetellida, Haliotidae. Gene Ontology annotation, molecular function: RNA polymerase II cis-regulatory region sequence-specific DNA binding; histone deacetylase binding; DNA-binding transcription factor activity, RNA polymerase II-specific. Gene Ontology annotation, biological process: positive regulation of transcription by RNA polymerase II; cell differentiation. The transcript is spliced from 12 exons. The record is from RefSeq and is a predicted model, not a curated record. Bases 563 to 1891 code for a protein of 442 amino acids.